Messenger RNA from Paramuricea clavata, 9276 nucleotides. Lineage: Eukaryota; Metazoa; Cnidaria; Anthozoa; Malacalcyonacea; Plexauridae. The record is from the annotation of a GenBank genome assembly.
CUCGAAUCAUUGCUGUCAUAAAUAUAUCAACGUCCGUCUUAAACUAUCGCGGCGUUCAUCCUAAAAUCAGAAAGUUGGUCUAUAAAGACUAUAAAAAUAUAAGCUUCGAGGUUGGUCAGUGGGUCAUUUUACAGUAGCUGCAAAAUUAUUGGCAUAAGAAAUAUUCGAGCUAUUUCGCUAAAACAAACCCACCGUGGAUUUGGAAACAUUGUCGAGAAAUAGGCAAGUGAACGCUUGCCUCUACGAUGUGCAAAGAUCUGUGACAAUAUUGUCAAUAUAUAUAUAUAUAGAUCAGUGAUUUCAACAGAUUUAUUCUGAUUAGUUUAAUAAAUUAAUAACAAUCGGCCCUUAUUUGAACCGGAAGUGACCAGGAUACACAAUGGAUGGUUGUGUAUAUUUAACACACAGACGCUAAAUUCUCGCCGAAUUUAGGUCGAAACGCAGCGUUUCUAUCACGUCCCCACUAUGGCUAGCUGCGCAAGUAUUCUUCAAUUUGCGCUGAUUUUAGUGCUAACACUCAUUAGCAUAAACGGCGACGAUAUCUCCUCCAGCGUUCAAGUAAACGCGGCGUAUGACGAACUCUAUGCGGAUGCCUUGCGCAUUUACUACAAUGACGAUUGGGGAAAUGCAAUUGUAAAAUUCGAUGCCGCAAUCGAGGAUUGGAAAAAUGAAAGAAAAUUCACAAUUAUGUGUAGGUAUGAAUGUAAAGAAGCGCUCGACGCAAGCAGACAGGGAAACACGGAAUCGUUUGCAAUCGAAUAUCUGCGUUAUUUAAGUUACAUGAGGAUUUGUUCUCAAGCGUGUAUGGAAAGGAAUAUGGGCAAACGACUCAAGGUUUCGAAACAUACUUUCCGUUUGUUUGAAGACCGCGUGCCUUACAGUUUUAUGCAAUUCGCGCAUCAUAAGGUAAGUUAUGCCUUAUUUAUAUUUAUAGAAAUCUGUUCCAAUUUAUCUGUCAUGUUUGUCUAGUUAUCGAAUUAAACUAUAUAUUAUACCAUGCUGAUAUGUUAAUAUGCUCGCGGGCCUUAUUGAAGGUCGAACGCGCCAGCACGUAAACAAUUACAUGCGCUUUAUUAAUAUAUUAUUCUGCGCUACAAAUAACAACAAAGUCAAAUUUUAACACUGUGAUAUCACGCACAAUAGACCCUUUCGAUAAUUACGUAUCUUAUCUUAGCCUGCAUGGGAGCCUCAUUUUCAUGUUUCAAGAUGAACGGUGAUAGGCUCACAAUGCACGAGAGUGAGGCUCCCAGGCCAAAACAAGAUAUGUGACUUAAUUAUCGAAAGGGUCUAUUGCCUGAUUUAUUAAUAGUUUAAUAUUUAUUGGAUAAACUGAUAAACAAAUUUAGUUAACUUUUUUUAUACGCAAUUCACAAGGUUAGAUAACCCACAUGCCUAGUUACUAUUGUUGUACUAAGCUUUAGAAUAAUGUACACGAUUGAAUAACUCUUAAACAUAUUGAUUCUAACGCCCGUAUUCUAAAAGCUCACUCACACUCAAUGAGUGGAAGUUUAAUCUGAGCUUCUCUUGAGUGUCAAUGCUGUUUUUGAAUAGCUGGAGGGGUAGUGUUAUACCUUACUAUGUGAAUGCUCACCCUCCAGCUAUUCAAAAACAGCAUUGACACUCAAGAGAAGCUCAGAUUGAACCUCCACUCAUUGAGUGUGCUUUUAGAAUACGGGCGUUAUACUUGGUUACCUCAUAGCCUACUCGAAGGAAAGAUGGCUGUGAAACUCGUGCGAAUAACAAGAUACAUGUAAUAAGUGCUUUGUACGUUUGCAUGGCGAUAAAACAUAUAAUAGUUUUGUUUGUGGAAAACAUCACGUAAAUUUAUUGCUGCAAAGCUUUCGAUCCGUAGGCCUGGAUCUUCAUCAGUGCUAAUAAUAAUAAUAUGCAUAUUAUUAGCACUGAUGAAGAUCCGGGCUUACGGAUCGAAAGCUUUGCAGUAAUAAAUUUACUUGGUGUUUUCCACAAACACAAAACUAUUAAAUAUACAUGUAACUCAUUAUCUAUGUUCGUCAACGUUUAUUCGUAAAUCUGGUCCUUCAUGCACCGUCACGUGUGUAUUACAUUUUUGCCCAACUAACCAAUAGCAAUGUUUCAGGAAAGUUACCUAUCCGAGACUUGAACAAUAGGGGGGUAAACUGGAAAUUACUAUUAGUAGAUUUGGCAAAAAUAUAAUACACACGUGACGGUGAAGGACCAGAUUUAUGAAUAAACGUUGACUAACAUAGAUAAUGAGUUAUAUUGUUAUUCUAAUGAGUUUCACAGCCAUCUUCCCUUCUGGCUAUGCUAUAACCACAGUCCUGGUUAAUUUGAUCACUAUCGUCGCUAAUUUAACCAGGUUUCCGGGUUAUUUUAACCAGACUACAUGGUUGAAUGAACCAGAUUACGAGUGUUAGGUGGAUGGGACCAACAACCAAACAGAAGUUUUAUUUUCUUUCCAGAAUGGUAACAACAGAAUCGCCAUCCAAGCCGCAUCAACCUAUCUCCGUUUCAACCAGAGAGAUGAACAAAUGCACGGUAACAUGAAGUAUUACUCCGGCCUGCCCGAAUUGCAAGACAUUAUUGUUGACGACAUUGAAAGCUUAGCGCCAAUACAGCACCACGAACUUUAUGAAAAAGGCCGAAAAGCUUACAACGCCAAAGAUUGGGAAAAAAGUGUAGAAUACUUCGAGGCAUCGUUAAAAGAAUACGCUAAAGCUUACAAAGAGUGCAAAACAUUAUGCGAGGUUGAGGUCGAAGAAAGACAACAGUAUAUAUAUGGGGGUAUCUAUGGAUACCAUAUGCAAUUGUUGUUAUGUACCCUCGAUUGUCCCAGGAAGCUCUCGAUGCUUCUUAAUUACCCUCAAGCGGGAUUUCUGGGAAGGCAAUUUGACUUUCUCCAUUACUCGUAUAACCAGCGUAAGUAUUUGCGCAAAGUCACAUAAGAAGUUUAUAAGGACGAUGCCUAGUAACACCAGAGACAAGUGAGCAUGUUUUCCUUGAUAAGUCUGUUUUGUCGCGUUUACACAUACACGAAAUAUCACAAACCAUCUUUUCUUUCCCCAAGUUCGUCUAGACAGAUCGUCUGUCCCUGCUUUAAAUCGGGUCAGACGUAACUGCUGAAUAGAGAAGUUUUAAACACGAACUUUUCUAAAUUCAUUUUCAUCUCGUGUUAUUUAGUCGAGCGUCGAGAUGACGCGCUGCCUUGCGCAGUCACCAACCUAUUGCUGAACCCAGUGAGCCCACACAUGAUAGAUAACAUGAAGUAUUAUACAGAGCUUGGACAGUCCGUUGACGAUGUUCAACCACGAGAGGUUUGUUCAGUGUUACAUAUGAAGUUUAGGAUUAAAGCUUCUGUGAACGAGUUCGUCUCUCACAUGUGAGAAGAGUGCUUCCAGUUUGAUAAGAGAUGACUCUUACUGACCUCUAGGAAGAACAGUUUAGAACUGAUAGAGCUAUCCAGUAUAAAUAUAGUUAGUUUAGUUUAUGUUUCCUCCUGUAGUAACACUGGAUCAAUAAGAGAUGAUUCUUACUGGACCUCUAGGAAGAACCGUUUAGAACUGAUAGAACUAUCCAGUAUAAAUAUGAAACCAGUGUUUUAUAUUUCUACAGGACGGUAAAUAUUUCUUUGAAGACAUAAAGUCGCAAAUGGAACUGCUGCUUGAAGUCAAAGCUUACUUGCUGGACUUAGACGAGGAAUAUAGAGGCACUGAGAACCUCGCUGACACGACAUACGAGGUAUGAAUAUCAUGUUUUUUAACGGUUUAUAGUCAAAAGAGAAUGAGAGUUGAUGUUUAGGCAACUCUUGUUCUCUUUUUAUUUAGCAAUUGAAGAAAAUCUCACGUAAACUCAUUACAAAUAUCAAACGAGAAAGAGCGCAUGAGAAUUGGCAGUCACGUGAUCUUGGUUAGCUGUUCUUAAUGCUUUCCAAACACUAUCAUGUAUUCUAAUGAAGUUAAAACAUAGUUGGAACACUCAUAAAACCUUUAUUUUGUUAAUCUAGAGCUUGAAAUGUCCCCUGUAACAAAUUGUGCAUGACUGCCAACUCUCAUCCCCAUUUGACCCCGGUCAUCAUAUACCCAUGGUCGUUAGACACGAACUUACAAUUACAUAUAAAUUGAAAAUGCUUGUUUUCUUAGACUUACCUAAAACACGGUCUGUAUCCUGAUGAACGCCUGCCAGAGGAGAAGAAAUCGGAAACUGAAGAUAAAUCAGAGGCUGAAAAGGAGAAAGAAUUUGAAGACGAACCUUAUAAGAGAUUUCCCCCACCAACGAAAGAUCAUAUUGAAAAAUUUUUACACGACAGCGAAAAUUUAAAGGUACAUAAACGUUACUGUUAUGAGUCCUGUCCACAAGGCGGUGAGGGCAAUGUAAUAACCAUCGCAGGGCUCAGAUGUACUACAAGAGAACACCAGGGUUCUUGGGGGAAACCUGUGUUGUUUGGUAGAGUCAAACUGGAAGCAUUCUUCUCACAUGUGACUGAGGUGAAAUUAUAAUCAGACAACUGGAUAUUGCAGGAAUCCAACCUCAGUCACAGAGAUGAAAGAGACAUGCACUGACCACUAUGCAACAAGUGUCCUAUGUUGUACAAAACUUAUGUAAUAAUGUCAAGUCUCUCCCAUGGUCUCACUUUCAGGACAUCUCGCUAACAAUGAUGGAAGAGCAGCUGAAUGGAACAUAUCGAGCAGUAUUUGAUGGACUAGCGAGUGAUGACGAAUGUAAGAAAUUGGCCAACCUUGGUUUGGUAAGGAACAUUUUGUUUUGAUUGGAGUAACCAUAGCUUAGACCUUAGACCUAGAGGAAAUACAAAGGAAGUCAUGUGAUACGCUCUCGUCUAAUGAGAUGCAAGAAUGCCUGAACUCUAUAUAUUCAAUUUUUGUUUUUUAUUUCAGACAAUUGGUCACGCCGGAGACGGAUAUAAGGAUGACCCUAGUCCACACACGGUUAAAGAGGAAUUUCGAGGGGUAAAUGUGAACAAUGCAACUUGGGUAAGUAUGUGUCCACAUAUAUAUCCAUAUUUAGCCUUCUUAGAAGCCGUCCACACACAUGAUCCCGCUUUGCCAGAAUGCCUCUCAUGCACUCUUUGAGCUGGUUCAAAUUUUGAUGAGAAUUGAAGAGUUUUUACUCGUCUAUAGCCAACUCUCGUGCAAUUCUAAUUUCAGAAUACUUUCAUCCAAUCUCUCACUUCUUAACCCCCAUCGUCAUUUGACCAAUCCUUAAUCCUGAUUCUCGUAUCUAACCAUCUUCUCCCAGGCGGCAGCGAAAGGUGAAGUUAGUUUAGAAGAGGCUGAGCUCUAUAUGAGUCUGAGUGAAAAAGUGCGUGUUAUAUCAGAAGCGUACUUCAGAUUAUCAACGCCAUUAUACUUCACCUACACACAUUUGGUCUGCAGGAAAGCACUGUCAGGUAAGACUUAGACUCAUGUUACCCACUAUUGCUUUUUAUAUCUUGUGCAGGUUCUGCUGUAUGUUAUCUUAUUUACAUGCAACUGAGCCUCUCUAAUAAACAGAAUCCUUUCUAAUACGGACAUCUCUCUAAUAUGAACUCCUCUGUAAUAUAAACCUCUCUCUAAUACGAACAUCUCUCUAAUACAGACACCUCUCUAAUACGAACAUCUCUCUAAUACAGACACCUCUCUAAUACGAACAUCUCUCUAAUACAGACACCUCUCUAAUACGAACAUCUCUCUAACACAGACACCUCUCUAAUACGAACAUCUCUCUAAUACAGACACCUCUCUAAUACGAACAUCUCUCUAAUACGAACAUCUCUCUAAUACAGACACCUCUCUAAUACGAACAUCUCUCUAAUACAGACACCUCUCUAAUACGAACAUCUCUCCAAUACAGACACCUCUCUAAUACGAACAUCUCUCUAAUACAGACACCUCUCUAAUACGAACAUCUCUCUAAUACAGACACCUCUCUAAUACGAACAUCUCUCUAAUACAGACACCUCUCUAAUACGAACAUCUCUCUACUACAGACACCUCUCUAAUACGAACAUCUCUCUAAUACAGACACCUCUCUAAUACGAACAUCUCUCCAAUACAGACACCUCUCUAAUACGAACACCUCUCUAAUACAGACACCUCUCUAAUACAGGCACUUCUCCAAUGCGAACAUCUCUAAUAAAAGCACCUCUCAUAUACUGUCUAUAAAACUAACCACUCUGAUCUAGGACACUUCGUUCUGCUCCUUCUGUGUCUUUUAGAAGGGCAACUAGAAUAAAAGGUUUAUACAUUACAUUUUUCACCAGAAUCAGAUGAAGGUAUGCACAUCAGUCAUCCAGUGCACUCUGAUAAUUGCGUCUUAAAACAUAAUGGUAAAAACGUUACCUGUGUCAAAGAACACCCGGCGUACACCUGGAGAGAUUACAGGUCAGUGGUUUUACUUACAAAUACAGCUGAGGGUAAAAUAUUUGACGCACAAGAUCAGCCGUUAUACAUGACGAGUGAUGGCGUCAGCAGUUCUUCCUUGAAAUCAAGAACGGCAGCCAAUUAAGUAUCGCAUUUUUUAUUUCAAACAAUGGCUGUCGCCAUCACUCGCCAUUUGACUAUAACAGCGCGAUAUAACGUACAGUGUAUAAUCACAGUGAAAACACAGACUAGAGACAUACAGAGAUGUAACUAACCGCCGUAAACACUGCGGAAGCUUACGUUUUCAUGUACCCACUUUUUUUCAGGCGACCUGGCAAAAAAUGAUCAACUGCGCGUGCUCAGCAAGUUUAAAGGGAGUCAUCAUCAGGUCGUCAUCCAAUCAGAUGCAUGCAUCUAGUAACUUCCGAGCAUGCGCACAAAAAAGUGGGUACACUAGUUACGUCUCUGUAUGUCUCUACUCUGUGAUUUGACUAUAACAGCUCGAUAUAACGUACAGUGUAUAAUCACAGUAAAGUUCUCUAUUCAUCAGCGCUAUGUCUGGAUAAACCACACUCCUUUGCUGCUUCUCCAUAUUGACUUGUGGCUCAUCGAUUUUUUCCGAAUUUUAGUGCUAUAUUGUAUUUAAACGAUGACUUCAUUGGAGGGCAAUUUAUAUUUGCAAGAAAAAACCAAACUGUUCAGGUAUAGUCAGUUUCUUACCGUAUGACCACUACUUUCCCUUGCUGGAAAUCUACAGAGACAAACUGAAAUCUGAUAGAGCUAUCCAGUAUAAAAUUUGUUUGCUUUUAAUUUAGGUGGUCCUUCGAGCCGGACAAUUUGUUGUUGUUUAAUGUAGUUUAGGUUUCCUCCUGUAGUAACACUGAAUCGAUAAGAGGUGAUCCUUACUGUACCUCUAGGUGAGAACAGUACAGAACUGAUACAGCUAUCCAGUAGAAAUGAAGUUAGUUUAAAUUUCCUCCUGUAGUAACAUUGGAUCAAAUAAUAAGAGAUGACUCUUAGUUGAUCUCUAGGAAGAACAGUUUAGAACUGAUAGAGUUAUCCAGUAUUGAAACCGCCACAUAACUUCUUCUAUUUACAGGCAAUCCUGAAGCCAAAAUGUGGUCGUAUGGUAGUAUUCUCCGCGGGAUUUGAGAAUCUCCACGGCGUGUUAGGUAUCAAACAAGGCACACGAUGUGCGCUGCCAAUCUGGUUCACACUAGACAAGCGAUACGAUGAGAAACAACGCCAUGAUGCUGCCGAGGUAUUACGAAAUUUAAAACAAGACAAAGAGUCCGAAACUGAAGCGAAUGAAGGUCAUAAAGAACUGUAAUGUACAAUGUACACCAAUCUAUAAAUUAUAGUUUUUCUACAGCGUACAAGUUUAGCACGAAUCAUAAUUCCUAACAGCAAGCGCUUGUUCAAAGUUAUGACAUAUUCUCAUUAGGAUAUCGUCUGUGUUGGUGGUAUGCUGUAUAUUUGAAAAGACGAAAACCACGGCAGUUUUUUGUACUGCUGAUUUAUUUUUUAUAAUAGUUAGAUAUCCAGACUGCCAAUUUUGUGAUAGGUUUCGUUUAGGUCUUGCCAGUUGGCAUAUUUAGUGGUUCGCGUGGGAAGAAUACAUAACACAAUACUGUAUGGGAUUCACUACUAUAUUGCAGCAAAUGUGCUCAACCUACGAUUAUCGUAAUGAGGAAAUGUUAUUUAUUGUUUUCAUUAUAUGUGUGUGAGUCUUUAAAGCCCUGGGCAAACUAAGAAACAUUGUUGUGGAAACAUUUGUGACUCGAUAUUUCCUCAAAUGUUUCCCUGUUUGCCCACCCGUGGAAACAUUGUUGCGGAAACAAAAUUUGCUUCCCGAGAAGCAAAAAUGUUUCCUAGCAAAUUCAGAAACAUUUGAUGUUUCCCCAUGUUUCUCACUAAUGUUUCCUAGUGUUUGCCCACUCUGGGAAACACGGCGAAACAUUGGUAGGAAACAAUGUUUCCGCAACAAUGUUUCCUAGUUUGCCCAGGGCUUAAGUCUUGGAAGUCUGAAGUUGAUAUCUGUUGGCUCGCUGACUGCAACCCAGCCUCCUCCAUAGGCAACUCUGUGGCUUCCCAAACGGCGAAAUUCAGAGGCGGAAGAACGCAGUAUUUAUUCUUUAUUGUCGUAUGUCUGGCCAAAAAGUGGGUGGUAACGGGGACAGAAAGAGGAUUUAGAGUUGAUAAAAGGGAUUACGAGGGAUUUGAGAGGAUUCCCUUGCUAGCCCAUCCUACUCGGCCGAAAGUUGACCAAGGUUUCAAUUUAACCAAAUUUCCCCGUUUGGGAACUCACAAAGUGGCUUGCUGAGGAGGCUUACUGAAUGCCACCGUUAACCAAUAGUAAACACUCCUAAUCAGUGAUGGUUUUGCCGAAGAUUUCACACAAGACAUAGUUCCUAUACACUAGACGUUGUCUCCUACCAUCUUAAACCCCGGCUGUUGACUUGACUUGAUUAAACAAAGUGUUUUUGAUAACUUGGGACAUCAACCCAUGUAUCGCUUCAAUUGUUGUCUUCGAGCUAAAAUAUAAUCAGAUGAAGAUGGAUCAUCAGGUUUAGUGUAGACACAAGACAAACUAUCCAGAUGAACUAGAAUAAUGCGAUCUAUACUAGCAAUGCUUCUGAGAACAAAUCAUGUCUAUAAUUUCCUGAUAGCUUCAACCUGUGCCGUCUUUACACACAUACACAAAACAUCUGUCAAGAUACUGUAUUAUUACAUUUGUUGUGCUUAGUUUUUGGUGAAGAAUGCCUGUGUUUUGCAUACAAAUUGACGAAGAUGUUGUAGGUUAAAUAAAUUAAACGACAUUUAUAUUUGUUUAUUAAAUUGUUAAGAAAUUCUCACCUGUCUUUACUGGCUUUUGAUAAUUUCCCUUCUUCUUUCUUCUCCACAUCACCGCUAGGAAAAUAACCUCCCAUUCUGCCAACCU